Molecule: messenger RNA, 3641 nt
Organism: Colius striatus (speckled mousebird)
Lineage: Eukaryota; Metazoa; Chordata; Aves; Coliiformes; Coliidae
Gene: ANKS3
Product: ankyrin repeat and sterile alpha motif domain containing 3
Exons: 18
Coding region: 166-2139 (657 amino acids)
Cellular component (GO): cilium
Molecular function (GO): protein binding
Source: RefSeq, a predicted model, not a curated record
GGCAGUUCAGCCUGGAGAAGACUAAGGAGGGAACCUCAUUAACACAAGUAUUUAAAAGUGUAUUGAAAUCCCAGAGUCCACUGCAGCAAGAAAGAGCUGCCAGCAAAAACUCCUCUGCACGUCUCGCUGCUUCAGGCUAAGAAGGUGAUCAAAGUAAAGGGCGGGAUGUCGGAGCUGAGUGACGAAGCCAGUGAGUCCGAGCUGCUGAGCCGAAGUCUCUCCAUGUGGCACGGGGUGGGUCAGAUGAUCUGCAGGGAGGAGCUGGACGUUCCACUGGACUUGCACACAGCGUCCUCUGUCGGCCAGUAUGAAGUGGUGCAGGAGUGUAUUCAGCGUGGAGAUCUGGAUUUAAAUAAGAGGAACUGUGGUGGCUGGACUCCACUGAUGUAUGCCUCCUACAUUGGCCACGACACCAUCGUGCACCUGCUGCUGGAAGCAGGGGUGAAUGUGAACAUCCCAACCCCAGAAGGGCAGACACCACUCAUGUUGGCCUCCAGCUGUGGAAAUGAAAGUGUUGCUUACUUUCUUCUACAGCAAGGUGCAGAGCUGGAGAUGAAGGACAUUCAUGGCUGGACUGCCUUGUUUCACUGCACCAGCGCUGGACACCAGCAGAUGGUCAAGUUCUUACUGGACAAUGGGGCAAACGCCAACUGCAAGGAGCCUGUGUAUGGAUAUACACCUUUGAUGGAAGCAGCUGCCUCUGGCCAUGAGAUAAUUGUUCAAUACCUUCUCAAUCAUGGAGUGAAGGCAGAUGUCAGAGAUAACACUGGAGCCACAGCACGGACACUGGCCAUGAAGUAUGGACACACAAAGAUUGUGGGGCUGAUAGAUUUGCAUGCAGCUCCAGUGCCCAAGGUCUUCUGCAGGGGUCCAGGAAAAUACGAAGAGCUGAGUUCCUCAGAUGAAUCAAGUUCUGCUCCCCAAAGACAGAGACCUGUUCGUAGGACCAAGGGUCCCAGCAUCCACGAUGGGCCCCAGGCUUUGGCUAAAAUAACAGCAGUUGGAAUUGGGGGCAAGAAGCAAUCUCGCUAUGAGCAGGUCCCUCCUCAGGGCUACGUUACCUUCAACGACGAUGGCAGCUGUGACACGGGAGACAUCCGGAACCGGGACGUCACCUCUCCAAUUAACGAGCAGGAUGUGGAGAGCAGCAGCAGCAGGGAGGAUAACAUUUGCUUCACCAACAACUUAGCAACCAUCAGGAGCAGCAGCAGCAGCAGUGAAUGCCUGACCAAAGCCCCAGGAGUCAGCAGUGAAGGCUCUUUGGAAAGCAAUGAGGAUUCUGACCAUGCAAACAGCCCCCCUGGUCGGAAACCAGCCAAGAACAAGAUGAAGAACCGCUACAGCAACAGUGAUAACCAGUGGAGCCACUGCCCAGGGAAAGCUGGGGGCUCUGGUCAGCACCCUGCCCUUCCUGAGCCCCCUGCAUACACAGGGCCCCAGGACCUGGCAACGUUCCUUGAGCAGAUUGGCUGCCUGAAGUACCUGCAAGUGUUUGAGGAGCAGGACGUUGACCUCCGGAUCUUCCUGACCCUCACUGAGAGUGAUCUGAAGGAAAUAGGCAUCACCCUGUUUGGACCCAAGAGGAAGAUGACCUCUGCCAUUGCACGCUGGCACAGCGGCGCCCGGCCGCCCAGCGAUGCCCUGGAGUUGGCCUACGCUGAUCGCCUGGAGGCCGAGAUGCAGGAGCUGGCCAUUCAGCUGCACAAGAGGUGUGAGGAGGUGGAGGUGAUGAAGGGCCAGGUGUGCCAGGAGCAGAAGCUGCGUGCAGUGGCCGAGAGCUGUUUGAUGGAGCGGGAUGAGACCUGGAAUGCCAUCCAGUGCCAACUCAGAGAGGUUCAGGCCAUCACCAAGGAUGCUGGAGUCCUGCUGGAUCAGAUCAAGUGCUGCCAGGCUGAGCUGUCCUCUCGCUUGGGCCCCGGAGCGCGGGACGCGACGGAGCUGCCGGGCAGCGGGGAGAGCAGGCGGCCUGGAGAGCCCCCGGUGCUGGAAGGAUGGCCACCUUCCCUGAAGGCUCUGAGCCUGCCUGAGCUGUCAGCUGUGCUAGAGGAGUGCGUGGGAGAAAUGGGAAAAGCUCUGCAGACUGUGACUCAAAACCUCCACAGGCUCCAAGCCCCAGGACAGAGCUGGCUAGAGCCAUAACAGAGCAGAGGGAGUCCUGACGUCGGGUGACUGUUCCACCCGGAAGCUGAGUGUGCCUGGGAGAAGGAGCGCGAGGCAUCUGCCAGAUGCCACAGCAGCCUGGAUGUGUGUGAGGAGAGAGCUCUCACCCAUCAGAGAACGUGCCUGGGAGAAGGAGGGAUGGAAGAGGACCACAACCCAGCAGCUCUUUGGGCCUGACUGUUGUCUGGGUUCCCAGAAUCAUUGGUGUUUGGACCAAGGGGUUGAGAGGAGAAGCACCGAGCCCAGAUGCUACAUGUGCCUUAGAUGUCCUGCAGCCCUCAUCACUCAGGGUUGUGUGGUGGUACAAAGGUAGCAGUUACCCACAGCAACCACUUAGUUAUCCUUUUCUGCAUCCCAUCCUCCCUGAGGCCUCUGAAACUUGCCCUGUGCAUUGGCACAAAACCCAGAUCUUGGCCCAGACUGAGGGAACACAUCUGAGGCAUUAAGGAGGGUGGGUCUGUGCAGGGGCAAAGUGAGCAGAGUUUGUACCUAGGUGGGGUGUCUGUCCUCCUACCAUCCUAGGUAUGGGCUUCAGAACCCCCCUCCAGCCAGCCCACCCUGCUUUGCCCCACGUUCUUGCCCUCCUCAGGAGUUGUGAUCAUACUACUCAGUCCCAAAGAACUUGGUUGUGUGAGAAGUGCUUUAUGGCAGAGACUGUUGGUCUGGUUUGUCGGUGCCAAGAUCCCAACACUGCCAGUGGCUGCAAGGCAGCUGUUCCUCUGCAAGGACAUGAGAGGGAACAAAAAGCUUGAGGCCACUCCUGUGCCCCUGAGCAGCAGCAGGUGCCCAGGCAGGAUGAGAGCUGAGGGAGAUCCAUCCCCCAUGAGAGAUGGCCAAAAGGAAUCCCCUCCCAGCUGCACAGAAAAGGGGCUGCAGGAGCCCAGCUGUAGAGACUGAAAGAGGUGCUAGAGUAGCCCAAGGGGCAGAGCAGGCAGGGGCCUUUCCAUGCUCUUGUUUCCCUGAGGAGGAAAUCCCUUACAUGCAGGACUUAUCCCAGCUCUGGUUGCUGGAGGGGUGGCUGUGCAGGCAGGAGGGAGCCUGCUGCUAGCCUAAGGCAAGCUGGCCCACUGCCACAGUAUUUGCUGCCUUCAAUACAAUAAUAAAACCUGACAACGUGCUUCUGCUGUGUGGGGCUCUGUGGAGGGAGCUGGGCUUACAGAGCCACAACCCACCUCCCUCAUUUUGGGAUAACAGGGACCAGCCAGGGCCUGUUCCAGUGGUCACCUACCCUGGGGCUGGGGGCUGCCCCACAAGACACCACUCUGGGAUUCAUUGUGCUGCUUUCCUCCCUGUAAUCCAAGGGAGGGAACAGAGUGCUCCCUGGGGCAGGGGCUGCUCUGUGCCCUGUCCCAGGUGAGCGUGUGUGUGGGACCAAGUGAGGUGGGUGCCCUGUGAGGUGCAGCCUGAGCUGGUUCCCUCAGAGCAGACACGAGCAGCAGGCUCUGCUUGCUGAAAAAUAAACGUUUAUUUACACCUGAAAA